Drosophila ananassae is the source of this 7563-nucleotide messenger RNA. It is a transcript of the gene fwd, whose product is annotated as phosphatidylinositol 4-kinase beta. The transcript is spliced from 12 exons. Gene Ontology annotation, cellular component: cytoplasm; membrane. Gene Ontology annotation, molecular function: 1-phosphatidylinositol 4-kinase activity. Gene Ontology annotation, biological process: phosphatidylinositol phosphate biosynthetic process; phosphatidylinositol-mediated signaling. NCBI's taxonomy places the organism in Eukaryota, Metazoa, Arthropoda, Insecta, Diptera, Drosophilidae. The record is from RefSeq and is a predicted model, not a curated record. The coding region runs from base 1244 to 6400 and encodes 1718 amino acids.
AAAAUCAGUUUGGUAUAAAUGGUCACACUGAGUAAAAUAGUCGACUGCGUUGGACGUGUCGACGCUAGAUCGCGUAAUUUGUUUUCGUUGUGGGAGUACAAGAAGUCCGAUUUCCCCUUUAUGACCAAUUGCCAGUGCCGCGGCAUUAUUAAACCACGCGAGUGAUUGCAACGCCGGAGUCACCCAGCACCAUCAACAGCAGCCGAGUGCCUGCCCAAAUUCAAUUCCCGUGUAUACACACUGCAUGGGCGCGUCUCUUUUUUGUUCCUUGGUGUUGUUGCUCGUGUGUACUGUGGUGUGCGUGUGUGUGUUACCGACGUCGUACUGUCUCGUCUCUGUCGUGCAAAAAAAAUCCAAAAAUAAAGGAGAUACGCGCGUAAAUCUACAACACAACUUAUUUCAAAAAUUAAUUGGCUAGAAAAAGAUUGGCUGGCAAAUAGACGGCCAAAGGCUGGCCAAAUAUUGAAACAAGUGUCGCCUCGGCGAAUUGUGAUUUCUCGUCGGGCGAAUUUUCGCACGCACACACACACACAUACAUUCAUCAGAUUUGCGCGUCAGUGUGUGUGUGAGAGUGGAAUGCACUGGUAGUAGUGCGCGGUGACUGUAGUUGUAGUUGCAAUAGUGGCAGUGGCAGUGCUUGUGCAACAACAAAAUUCAAUUGUUUAUUGCUGGGUAGCAGCAUUAAGCCCAAACGAAUAGCGAGCGGAAAGAGGAAAGCGGAAAGCGAAAAGCAACAAUACGAUGCAGCUCGUUAAGGUGGUGGCAUAGUGUCACUAGUGGCGCCUCCAUAUUCCUCACCUGCCAUUACACAGGUAGUCUCUCUGUGUGAAUCGCGACGAUAAUAAUAGGAAUAAUAGGAAUCUCUGUUUGUGAUUCCGACUUCUGAUUUCCAAGUGAAAGUACAAGCGGAUACCUCCUCAUACCUCAUCUCUAAUCAUCAGUUAAUUGCGGAAUUGGAUUACUUUUUCCCAAGGACUCUCAAGAAAUAUCCAACACACUCUGUGUUCUGUCACGGCGAUAUGAGGUCUACACGCUCCGUGGAACUGAACGGAGGUGACCGCACGGAGAGCUGAGUGGAGGAGGGCCCAGUGCAUGACUCAACUGGCCAAGAAUAAACACUUUCGAUGGAACACAAAAGCAAUUCCCAGGUUGUGCCACAGAUAACUGCGUCCAUAGCCAUCUAAGCCAUCCCAUCCCAGCCACAGAAGAGUUCCAGCAUCUCCAGCAACUUCCAACUUGUACCAUGAACUCCGUCAUAUCUGCAUUUAAGGGCAAGAAGAGCAGCGCCGCCAGCUCUAGUCCGGCGAACGGAGCGGCCAACGGAGCUGCCCCCGUGGAGGGCAAACAGAGCAGCCAGGCCGCCGGCGGGCUCAGCAUCAGCAUCAGCAGCGGAGUGGCCAAGAAGAAGCCGGUGGCCCAGAGCAGUGGCUAUCAGUACUACCGGCACAUCCGGGAGAUCGAUGCCAAGUUCUUUCCCUCGGUAGUGGUGGUGGCGGCGGCGGAGGAGCAGGCAGUGGCUACUCCGGCUAUCCUCCCCGCCGGCGUGGAUGUCGUGGACCACUGUGUUCCGGCCACGGUUCGCCUCUCCAGCCCCCCGGAGUCACUGUCCGACUUCAACAUGAACGGCAAGGCGGUGGGAGUGGCCACCGCGGGUGGCAGCGACAAUGCCAACCUGGAGACGAGCGACACCUGGAUCUGCCCACCACCAUCAGCAGCAGCGGACGACGAGGAUCUCUCCGAGCACUCGACGGCCGCCUGCACCAGCACCAGUAGUUCCAGCGAGCACAGCAACAGCACCGUGGUGCACAGUCCCACGGUGGCCACCUCGGCAGCGGCGGCGGCCAGCCAUCCCAGUCCCAGCCUCAGCCUGCACAGCACCUCGUCCGCCACCUGCGACUCCUCCUCGCUGGCCAUCACCUGCGAGCCGCACUCCAACUCCACCACCACCCUCUCCUCCCUGGGCUCGGAAGGAGGCAACAGCACCAGCAAUAGCAAUGGGAAUGGGAAUGGAAACUAUAUACCCGCCUUCCUAAUGGCCGCUCCGGUGACACUGCCCAUUGGCGGACAGAUGCCCACCGCGACGGCGACGGCCACCACCAGCUCCGCGGCCAGCACGCCCAAGCACACCCGCUACUCCAAGCCGCGGCUCAGCCUGAGCCGGGGAUUCAACCAAUCGAUGCCCUCGGUGCACGGGCGGCUCAACCUCAGCGUGGCGCAGCCGGGCGAGGGAGGAGCAGCUGCCGCCGGGCCGGGCAGUGGCGGGAAUCCGCCCAAACGCAUCUCGACACACCAAAGAAACCUGAGUCUGGACUUUAGAUCCAUGGGCAUACUCCUGCCGCCCGUCUCCCAGGUGACCAAUACGCGUAUCAAUCACACCCAGCACCACCGCAACCGGAGCCUCGACAGCGCCCUGCAACGCAUCCCGGAGGUGGAAGUGUCGUCGCCAAAUGCCGAGAGCGAGAACACCUUCUGCUCCCCGUCCAUACUCGGUGCGAAUAUGUGCUCCAAGAUUGCCACAACGGCGGCGAGUGUAACGGCCGUCCUAUCGCCUCCCGCUCCGCCCACGCCGGCCCUGAUGUCCGUGGCGCCAUCGACGGCGUCCAUGCCCGCGGCGAAGGUGGUGAGUGCCCCCCAACACCAUCAGGUGCCGAAGCAUCAGGCGAUCUGCAGACCCAGUGCUGUUGUGGAGUCAUGUCCCACGUUGAGGGUGCGACCAAAAUCCAGCGAAUCGGUGGCCGCCAAUGGACAGGAGAUGAUCGCCGCAAUGGGUGGCAGCAGCAGCGGCUCCAGCAACGGCGGCAACAGCAGCAACAACAGCUGCAGCAGUGCCGGCAGCAAGAAGCGUGAGGAUCUCACCAGCCUGGGAUCGGAUGACUCCGGCAUCAUCUGUGGCUCAGAGUCGGACCAAAUCUCCUUGAACCGCAUAUGCCACUCACAUGAGUCGCUCGAUUCCGGUGAGAUGGAUGCGGACGCCGAUGCCGAAGCCGAAGCCGAUGCCGAGGAGGAGUGCGUUGACCUUAUGGAAACGACGUCCAUUGACGAGGAGUACAGUUUAAUGCAGCCGGAUCACAACUGCUUCUACCAAGCCCACACCACCGCCGCCGCCACCAGCUCCACCACCACCACCACCACCGACCUGGACUGCCGCACUCUGCGGCCAUCCCGAAAGCAGAAACGAGCCCAGCAACAGGCCAAGCUAAUGUCCCAGCACCAGGGACCAGGCCAGACCCAAGGUGACUCCGCCGAUGUGGUGGAUUCCUCCACCUCCGCUGUCGACGACCGCACCCGGUAUCGGGUCAUGAACAUGUCCCAGGCAGCCAUCAACGUGGAGAUCGGAGCGGCGCCCAACGAGAUCGAACCGGUGAUCGAUGAGCAGGAAGCCAAAACCGAUGCAGAUUCAUCCCAAACAGCAGCUGCUCCGCCGCCGCCCAGCGCCUUGCCAACGAGUUCCGCCACGCCCACACCCACACCCACAGCCACGCCCACGCCAACGCCCACUGAGAGCACCAAAAACGACCAGGUGCUGUUCAAGAACUUCUUCGGAGCCACCAAGAACGCCAUCUUCCGCACGGCCCAGAGCAUCAUCGAGAACCACGAGAAGAAGAAUGCCGCCAAGCAGAAGGAGCACCCGGACCACUCUGCUGCCACGACGGUGGCCAACAGCUCGAGUGGAGCGGGAGCCACCUCUCCGCAGGACCAGGUCAAGUCCCCCACUGACAUCUCCAAGAAGAAGGAGUUCUUCAGCCUGCUCACCUCGAACUCCAGCAAAAAGGCGGCAGCUGCUGCGGCGGCGGCAGCCGCUAGCUCAGCGGCCAAUACCCCGGCUGCCACGCCCACGGAGUCGCAGACGACGGCAGCAGAGUCCAAGCCGUCGGCGGACGGGUCGAGCGACGUGAAGGUCAAGGAGCGCACUCUGAACCUCCGUCUACCCGGCGCCGAUAGCGAUGGCGCCGGCGAGGGAGCCCUUGCCAAGAGCUCCUCCAUCAACUCGCUGCACAAGCUGAAGCUGCCCGUUCCGGGAGUGGUCAAGUACUUCAUCAGCGAACGGGCGCCGGUGUCGGACGGUCUGCUGAAGCCGGAGAAGGGCCAGAGCGGCUUGUUGCGGUUCUUCGAGUCGCCGGUGUUCAACAUCCACUUUGCGGUGCACUACCUCUUCUACUCCAAGGAGCCGGGCGUGCUCAGCUUCAUCGGCAACAAGAUAUUUAGCUUCCCCGACCAGGAGGUGGACCUGUACAUCCCCCAGCUGAUCGUCAUGUACAUCCAGAUGGACGAGCUGGCCGAGGUGCUGGACCCGUACUUGACCAUCCGGUGUCGCAAGUCGGUGGACUUCUCGCUCAAGUGCCUGUGGCUCCUGGAGGCCUACAACUACCAAGUGGACUCCCUGGGCAGCCGCAAGUCCAAGCUGGCGCUCAUGAAGGAGAUCUUCUCGAAGAAGGAGCAGAAACAGGCCCAGAACGAACUCAAGACUGGGACGGGCGGCGAGCCCAAGUCGGUGGUGGCCUUUGCCAAGAAGACCCAUCAUCGUUCCCAGUCGGACGCCACUGUCCUGCUGGCCGACUCCCGAUCCCCGCACAUGUUGAGCAUCUCCCACCGUAUGUACCAGCAGCCGCCGUUCACCACCCAGACACUGCCCACCGCACCCACCAAGCUGUGCCUGGGAGAGCUGAACUCGGGCCAUGCCUUCGACAACGGGUGCACCUGCUUCGAGACGGUGCGCGGCCAGGUGAACGGCCUGCUCGGCCAGCGGACGGUGUGCUGUUGCGGAGCCCCCAAGACGGCGCCCCAGAAGGAGUUCAUGCGGGCGCUGAUGAACGUGGGGAAGAACCUGACGGCGUUGCCCUCGAAGGCGGAGAAGACCUCCGCCCUGCGCAUGUCGCUCAACCUGAUCAACAAGAACCUGCCCGCCCGUGUCUGGCUGCCGCUCUACUCGGACAUUCCGCACCACGUCGUCCGCAUCACGGAGGAGAAGACCGCCGUUCUGAACUCGAAGGACAAGACGCCCUACAUCAUAUACGUGGAGGUGGUCGAGGUGCCCGACAUCUACUCCUCCCCGCUCAUACCCAAGAUGAUGCCCUCGCUGAGGCACACCAAGAGCGAGGAGCACCUGGAGGGCUCCUGCCUCAACUCCCACCCUCACCUCAGCUGCAGUCGCACGUCCAGCUGUAGCAGCGGCCAGCAAGGCUCCAGUUGUCGGCGGAAAAAGGGCACUGACGGUGGCGAGGGAGGUGGUGGCUGUGGCGACGCAGGUCCCCACAACUGCUGUGGCAGCAAUGCUCUGUCCCUGGGCGGUCUGCACCUGCACGAGGACGAUGUGUGGUCGCAGGAGGACGACGAGAUUACGGCGCUGUACCGCAACCUGCAGAAAGUGAGCGAGAGGGAUGCGAUUUCGCAAAUGUCACUGGACUCGUGCGACUCAAGGGACCAAGGGCCACCCAUUGUCUUUAACAUCGGCGAUGUCCGCUCCCGCCACUGCAGCAACUUGAGCUGCGAGAACACCAAGUCCUUCAGCAAUGAUCCCGAAGAUCCUUCGGCAGCAGCCUUAAAGGAACCCUGGCAUGAGAAGGAGAAGCUCAUCCGCGAGUCCUCCCCAUAUGGACAUCUUCAGAACUGGCGACUGCUCUCCGCGAUUGUCAAAUGCGGCGAUGACUUGCGCCAGGAGCUGAUGGCCACCCAGUUGUUGCAGAUGUUCAAAAUCAUUUGGCAGGAGGAGCAAGUGGAUCUGUGGGUGCGUCCCUACAAGAUCGUCUGCCUGUCGAACGAUAGCGGUCUCAUUGAGCCCAUCCUGAACACCGUAUCCCUGCAUCAAAUCAAAAAGAACUCCAACAAAUCACUGAGGGAUUACUUCAUCGAUGAGUAUGGAACACCCACAGGCGAGAGUUUCCGGCGCGCCCAAAAGAACUUUGUCCAGAGCUGUGCUGCCUACUGUCUCAUAUCGUACUUGCUCCAGGUCAAGGACAGGCAUAAUGGCAACAUACUCUUCCACUCCGAUGGACACAUCAUUCACAUAGACUUUGGUUUUAUUCUGAGUAUUUCGCCAAAGAACUUGGGCUUCGAGCAGUCGCCGUUUAAGCUUACCCCGGAAUUUGUGGAUGUCAUGGGUGGCACCGGCUCGGAGCACUGGCGCGAGUUCAAUCGCCUCUUGCUAGUCGGAAUGAUGUCGGCGAGGAAACACAUGGAUCGCAUCAUAAACUUUGUGGAAAUCAUGCGUAGCAAUGCCCAAUUGCCUUGCUUUAAGAACGGAUGCUCCGGCACCGUACAGAAUCUCCGCAAACGUUUUCACAUGAAUUUAACUGAGCAGGAAAUGGAACGCAAGGUGGAGCAGCUGGUGCAGGACUCGUUGAAGAGUUUGUCAACGAAACUGUACGAUGGGUAUCAGUACUACACGAAUGGCAUAUUGUGAGAGCGGUUUUUUAUGAAGAUCUAAAAGGCAGAAGCAGUUUGAUGAUGCCGAGCUGGUUAACCAAAACUAUGGACUGACUUUUUGUAAAGGAAUUAUUGUAUAUUAUAUAAUAUGUAUGUAAUUAUCAGAGACAAAAAACAAAAGAGAGAAAACCACAUUAAAAAAAAAAACAGAAAAGAAUGAAAUUGUACCAAACGUAAAUCUGUUAUUGUAGCUUAAAUCGUUCGUUGUAUGCGUUGGCAUUGUUGAAUUAGCGUAAACUGUGUAUGUUGUCUAGCUUUUAAGAGAAAUUGUACAUUUUUUCAAUCUAAUUUUAGUUGGUCUGAGGUCUGAGUGAGAACGCGAGUGUCGGUCUGUUAUUCCAUUUUGCAAUUUCAUAAACAUGUACAUACAUACAUACAUAUAUAUACCGAACAUAUAUAUUUAUAUUGAUAUGCGAGUCGAUUUACGAUUUACCAAUAACCAGGCUUGAAUUUCAACAAUUAUUUCGGUUGCUACGCUUAUCUAUCUAUAUUCAUCCCUAUCUAAAUUUUAAACUCUGGCGCUCUUUUGUAUUCAUGAGUCUUAUCGUAAUGAGCAUCUUAUUCCAAUAUUUAGCCGUAAGUGUAAGGAUAAACUCUAAUGCCACUCUUUGCUGCAGCUUCUAAACAAAUCUAAACAAAUCAUACAGCAAUAUACUCUCUAAGGAAUUCAAUUUAAUUAUCAAUCAAACUUAUCGACAUAAUUUUAAAAAGCAAAAGAAAAAGAAAAAAGAAAAUAUGCCACGGUAAUGGUAACAUACAGAAAUUAUUCAACUAAAAGUUCAACUCAAAUCAGCCGUCAAAUCAGUUUGUAUUUGCCUAUUUAACCGAUAACUAAUUAAUACCUAAUGAUUUUCUAACUUAAUAUACUUCUAAUCUAAGCUACUGCGUACGGAAAAAACGGAAAUCAAAGCAUACGAAACAGUACUAAAAUAAAUAGCUAGGCACUGAAAGUGAACAAUUUCGAGUUUGUAAAAAGGAGCUAGGCACCCACGCCGGCCCCACCCGAACUAGUGUGUAUGUAAAAAUUAAGUUUCACGCAAAAAUUAGCUACAAGUAUAUGAAAAUGUAAAUGCGUAUUUCUAAAAUUUAUUACGUAAAGAUCUAAAAUAAAAUAAAUGAGCAUAUUGAUAAUAUAAAGCA